AUUUGUUUUUUUAAAAAUAUAUUAACAGCUUUUCUGUAGAAAGGGAGGCGUACAUUCAGUUCAUGAAGGUGAAUUUCUUGGCAAAAUUUCAUAUAUGUUGGUGUUUUAGUGAAGUAGGUCUAAAUGUCAAAUCUUAAACUUUGAAGGCCACCUUCACCCUUUAGAUAAAUUAUUAUUAUUAUAGUUUAAUAGUGGUGGUCUUUCGCUAUCGAAGGGAAUAACUGAUGUGACAUGAAGCUCUUAAGGGUAGCGUGCAGAGCAUGGGAAAGUAAGAGUUGAAGGCAGAUAGUCUUCUGCUAGCUUGGUUUUAACAGUGUGAAUGCUUUGUUAGCUGCAGUGCUGACAAUCAUGGAAGGCUUUUUUUAAUCCUAAUGUUUAAGCUUUUUGUUUGUUUUCUGUAAAGCUUGUGCUAUAAGCUGAAGUAAAAAUUCAGUUGUGUGGUUCCUGUUUGGCAGUAGAAGUCUUUACAAGAAUAUUUGGAGGAAGAAAUAAAUAUGAAUGUUUUUUUAAAAAAAAUAUUCCAGACUUCUGAAAAGUAAAUUAAUGCACAUUAAGAGUGACUUUAUAUUGUUGAAGAAUUCAUUAAUAAAGUAAGAGAAGAAAGUGAUUCCUAAUUAAUCCUCUUUCUAUAGGUAGCCAGUGAACUGUUUUAGACAACAUCCAAAAAUCUACAAGAAGUGCUGACUUAGUGGAAAAGUCACUAAAAUAAGUACAUGUUUUCAAGGAUGCUUUUAAAUUCUUAUUUCGUGCUUAAAUUACUCUGUGAUUUGAGCAUAACCUAAUAUGAGGGGAUUUUAAUAUUAACGCAUUUAUCAUUAAUACACAGAUUCAUAUAAAUAUGUAUGACAUGUAUUCUGUAUGUUGGCAAAAGUGUGGUACGUAAGGAUCUCUGUCCUUCUGGAUUUUUAAAUUAAUUGCUAUGUGGCGUACUAAUUCUACUUGACCUAAUAUGUCUUUAGAUGAAUUAUUAAUAGUAAUGGGUUUAAUCUGACGUAAAAAAAUUUAAAUAUUCAUCUCUUCGUGAUAAUAAAUGGAAGACUUUAAGCAUUGGUUUUGCUUUUGUAUGAUAUCCUCAAUACUGGGAGUUCUAGUCCUGCAAAUUUAUUAGUAUAAAACUGUUUAUAUUUUGCCCCAAAUCCUUUCCUUUCUCUCCAGCUUAGUUUUGCUUGCUGUCAACUUGUUGGGGUUUAUUUUUUUUGGUGGUGUGGGUUUUUUUUUUUUGUUGUUUUUAAAAUUGCAAAGCCCAGGAUACCCUAAGUAAAACCUGACAUCCUGGGUUUUUUUUUUUUUGUCUUGGUAUCUUUGAUUCAGCAGAAUCUGAUUUACUAGUUCAGCAAUUUAAAUGUUUACACACAACACUAUACACUUUUUUCUUUUGUAAAUGCAUGUUUUCAUUUAAUUGUUUUUCCACCUGUUGUUUUCACUCUAUGGUUAGACAUUAAUGUGAAGGUUAGUAGGGAAAGGCUUUAGUUUCCACAUUCUUGUUUCCGCAAAUUUACUUAACAGUUUCUAUGCUAGAACAAUGUUAAGAUCUGCUUUCAACUCUGAAAUGAGUGACUGUGCGCAUAGAUUGCAUCUUUUAGCUACCUUGAUUUCAAAACAACUCUGUUAAAUUGCAGUACUUUGUUUACAAUGGUGGUUAAUCUCUCAGGUUCUGAAUCUAUGGGUCCUAUUUCAUCAACUCCUAGAAAGAAGAUGGGGUAAUAUCUGUGGAAGGAACACUUCUUUUUUUGAGUGACUUCACUAGUUUACUAAGCUGAGAACUUUCUCUCUUUGUGCAUUGUAACCUAAAUGUAUUUGAGGAUGUAUCCCAAAGAAAGGCUUCCCCCUGCCCUGCCACCUCCCGUGGGAUCCCUUGUAGAAACGGGUUUGUUCAUGCUCAUAGGGGGAAUUUGUUGUUUUGUUUUAAAUACUUUGGUUAUAGAUAGGCUAGGCUAGAGAUCACUGCUGUUGGAUACCAAGUUGUUUGGAUUUUUUGUUUUCCACAGUGUUUUCAAGGUUAAGUAUUCUUGAAGUUCUUCACAAACCUUAAUGGACCUUAAUCUCUGUUAAGAAGUAAGAUUAUGCAUGGAAAUUAGGGUUUGUCCAGUGCCACACUGUGACAAGGAUAAGGACUUUAGUGAGGAGGACAUGUAUCGCGAUGCAGAAGAAAUAGAGCGAGAAAAGAUAUUGCGUAGUGAGACAAGCUCUUCAGAAUAUAAACUAAGUGUUGCACCUGAAAUGGAUGUCAUGGAGUAUUGCAGCAAAGAAUGGAGAGGAAAUACACCAGUAGCAAAAAGGAUGAGAAAGGGAUACGAAGCAGUUGCACAGAAGUUUGCAUCUAUAAGGAGAGUACGAGGUGAUAACUAUUGUGCUUUCAGAGCAACUCUUUUCCAGGCACUAAGCCAAGCUACCCAGUUACCAAGCUGGCUGCGGAGUGAGGAUUUUACUAUGCUUCCUGAAAACUUGCUGAGCAAAUAUGACUGGAUCAAGCAGUGGCAGCUGAAACACAAACUGGGCAGGAAGAUGGGAGAAAUAAGUGAUGAAAUUAAAGAAUAUUUAAUACUUCUAAGGGAAAAGUGGAAGAGUAUAAGUGAAAUCAAGGGUCCUUUUGAGAAACAAGAAGCUUGUGAUAAAUUGUUUAAAAAUGAAGAGGAAGAGUAUAGUCUCUAUGAAGCGCUGAAAUUUUUGAUGCUUAACACUGCAAUCAAAUUAUACAAUGAUGAUAAAGAUGGAAGGAGAGUUCCUGUCUUCGCAUGGUUGCUGUUUGCACGAGAUACGUCUAGCAACCCUUGUCAGUUAAUGCAUAAUCACUUGAAUCAUGUUGGUCACAGUGGAGGCCUCGAACAAGUGGAAAUGUUUCUCCUUGCUUAUGCUCUGCAGUAUACCAUCCAAGUGUAUCGACUGUAUAAGUAUAGUACUGAUGAAUUCAUCACACUUUAUCCCAAUGACCCGGAGGAGGACUGGCCUGUGGUGACUCUCAUAACUGAAGAUGACAGACACUAUAAUAUUCCAGUCAGAAUGUGCCAAGAGACUACGCUGUAAACAACUGAUCUUAGCAGACAAACCUCUGCUGCUUGUUGAAGUUUCCAGUGCUAUUUUGAAACAGGAUGAUGAUGAAAGAAGCAUUAUUGACUCUACAACAACUUGAAAUCCAUGGUUUAGAGCUUAAAGAGUAAGAAUUUUGUAAGUAUGGCUUCUGUUGCCCAUUUAAAAAAAAAAAAAAAAACCACACCAAAACCUUCUGCAAUCUUUUCUUUGAAAGGCCUGCUCUGAAUAGGAAUGCAAAACCUGUAGAUCUACUUCAUUUAAAACAGGUGAGGCUCUGUGGUAAGGCAUGAGCUGGCCUUCUGCUUCUUGAAAUAACAAGAUAAUGAGUUGAAAUUUCUGGACAAGUAAGCUGGCAGUGUCCUGACUUAUUUGUGGUGCUGCUUGGAAGCAAUUUGUACAAAUUUUGGGUCUCAGGAAGCAAUGUAAUUCUUUUGUGGUUGGAAUCUAAUGCCUGCCAUGGUUUAUGCCAUGAGAGAUGUUACUGAAAGUUUUCCAGUGCUUUGGGUUUUUUUCCCCAACAUGAGUAUCUGGUAUUUGGAAACCAGUUGUCUGUUCUACUGAAGAUGAAGAGCUCUUUCCCUUUCAACCCCUUGAGAGGAUUAUGGCAAAGAGACGUGAUAAUAAGUGAGUAUAAAACUUGUUAGUUAGUAGGUCACAAAUUCAAAACGGCACAGAAUUGCUGCUUUGGUUGUGAUAGCCAAGCUGAGCUAACCACGUGCCCAUUAACUCCCAUGUCUGUUCGUACUGCUGUACCUGUAACCUUAAUCCUUGCUGGUAGUUGCUAUGAAGAACAUGAGGAUUUUAAUUUGUCUAGGGAGUGCAGUAGAUGGAAGUAAACUUCUGGUGCAGGUCUUCCACACUUGGGAGGAAUAUGUGGGAGGUCCUGUUUCUUCUGAGUAUUUUUCAUUAUGCUUUAAAUUGAAGGAAUACUGAAUAUAUCGGAUGCUGGGAGUGCUGAGACAUACCCCCCAAAAUAAUUAAAUAGUAAACCCUUUACCUUUUAGCUUGAAGUGGAAGUAUGCCCUACAGAUGAGUGAAAGUAUAUUUAAAUGAAAUGCUGGUGCUACACAGAUCACUUGGCUUCUCUUAGAAGCCCCUCUUGUAUAAAAGGGAUAAGAUUAUAAAGCUACUCUUCAUUCAGAUAUUCUAGAGGAAAUUGCAUGCAAAGCUUCUGGCAUGCCAAACUUCAAAUUCUGGUUUGUUCUACUUAAAGUCAAUUUUUAAACUUUUGUUGUGAAAGGUAAUUACACAAAGAGAAUGUGUAUUCACUGUGUUCUAAAAUGUGUCUUAGACACGCCUUAAUGAGGUCUAUCAUGUACUCAGUGUUAUAUUUAUCAUGUUGUCUUUGGCUUUUAAAACAACUAGAUCUGUUACUGAAAAUUUCUCAGAGCUACAAGGGAAUAAAAAUAAACCAAUUAAUCUGGCAA
This is a messenger RNA of Falco peregrinus (peregrine falcon), 4457 nucleotides long. It is a transcript of the gene OTULIN, whose product is annotated as OTU deubiquitinase with linear linkage specificity. The transcript is spliced from 7 exons. Gene Ontology annotation, molecular function: cysteine-type deubiquitinase activity. Gene Ontology annotation, biological process: protein linear deubiquitination. The coding region runs from base 2068 to 3024 and encodes 318 amino acids. NCBI's taxonomy places the organism in Eukaryota, Metazoa, Chordata, Aves, Falconiformes, Falconidae. The record is from RefSeq and is a predicted model, not a curated record.